Molecule: messenger RNA, 2291 nt
Organism: Pangasianodon hypophthalmus (striped catfish)
Lineage: Eukaryota; Metazoa; Chordata; Actinopteri; Siluriformes; Pangasiidae
Product: fMet-Leu-Phe receptor
Exons: 3
Coding region: 589-1632 (347 amino acids)
Biological process (GO): phospholipase C-activating G protein-coupled receptor signaling pathway; positive regulation of cytosolic calcium ion concentration; complement receptor mediated signaling pathway
Cellular component (GO): plasma membrane
Molecular function (GO): complement receptor activity; G protein-coupled receptor activity
Source: RefSeq, a predicted model, not a curated record
UGCACUCUUUUCACCAUCAUUUGCCUCAUAGCUGCUAUUUUGCUUGGUUAAACAUAAUUUUUGGGCUGUGUUAACUUCAAGGAGUGUUUUCUUUCAUGCAUGGCCACACCUCUGGCCACUCCAUUCGUAGUAGUAGUUGUAGUAGUAGUAGUAUUAAUAAUACAUUAGUCUUAGUGAGAGAAAAUACUGAUGAAAAUGAGCAUAACACUCACAAAGGUUAGCUUCUAAGAAAGUAAUGGAGUGUGGAAUAUUGAAUACAUACAUGUGUAAUGUACUGUAGCGUAAUUUGAUAUUGUGUAGGAGGGAGGAGCUAAAAAGUGCAUCACUACCCAUUUUUCUGUCUUAUUUCAGUGAUCUGACUGAUUAAAGGAAGACAGAAAAGAGAAGAGGAAAGUGCAAGAAAAAGUGCAAGCAAGGGAUCGGCCUGAGGAUACAUUUCCAAGUCUUGACGGGUGGUUUUUUUUUUUGUUUUGUUUGGUUUUUUUUACAGCUAUAACCUUCAUCAUUAAACUUUGUAAUGUUAGUUUUUGCUUAGAUACAGAAAAAAAAACAUUGACUUAAAAACACACCUACAAAACUUCCAGCAGAAUGGCCUCUAACAGCACUUUUAUCCUCCCUCCUGAUACUGAAGUGUCCAGCAAAAAUGAUAAAACCACAGUGGACGUUGAUGCUAUUAUGGACAACAUCACUAUUUUCUUUUACACUAUCACUAUCCUUUUGGGCACCACUGGAAACGCUGUGGUCAUCUGGAUGUCUGGAUUCCGUCUUAAAGCCAAUGUCACCAACGUGUGGCUGGCCAACUUGGCUGUGGCAGACCUGAUUUUUUGCCUCACUCGUGUCACUUCAUUGAUUAAAAAACUUUUCUAUGAUUAUUGGCCCUUUGGCAUCUUCCUCUGCAAGUUCAAUGGAUUCUUCAAGUACACCAAUAUGUUCUGCAGUGUGUUCAUCCUGGCUGUCAUUAGUCUGGAUCGGGCAGUUUGUGUUUGGCGGCCAGUGUUUACCAGGCAGCGGCGAACUCUACGUGCAGCUAGACUCAUCAGCGUUGGGGUUUGGAUUGUGGCAGUGAUCUUCAGUGUACCAUAUUAUGCGUACCGGCAAGUACAUAAAGGCAAGAACAACUUGAGCAAGUGCUCCAUGGAGGUGCCGCAAUCAAAUGAAGGAGACAACAGAGCUAAACUGGCCUUGUACGGCAUUCGUUUCUUAUGUGGAUUUUUGUUGCCCUUCCUCGUCAUCCUAACCUGCUAUGUACUAGCUGGUUUAGGGAUACGGAGAACACGUAUCCUGCACAAAUCCCGACCCCUUCGAAUUCUUGUUUGCUUGGUCUGUGCCUUCUUCCUGUGCUGGGGGCCUUACCACUGCCUCCUUUUGGCCAAGAUGGCGGACAGCAAGAGCCAGGCAGUAAAAGUGGGCCUGCCCAUAGCUAAAGGCAUAGCCUACUUCAACAGCUGUGUUAACCCACUUUUGUACUUCUGUAUGGGGCUGGACAUGAGGCUGCGCUUUAAGCAAACCCUAUCUCAGGUUUACGCUAGAGCUCUAGCCGAAGACUGGAAGGGGCAGACCUUACAGUCUAAGGAAAGCACAGGAACAGGAACAGUGGAUGACAGUGGAGUUAAAUUUCAAGAGUCAAAGUGACAGGGAAGUACACGUCUUUCAGAAUAAUUAUUGCAUGGGUUCCACGGUAGACCGUAGUGAGUCAUUAUUGACAUUAGUCUGUCGUCAGUAGUUAAGAGGCUAAUUUAAAAUACAUUUAUGUUAAUGUUAAGUCGUUAGUAACUAACAUUACUUAUCAUUAAUAUUAACAAAUGUUAAACUAAUAAACCAUAAGUACUGUUAACGAGGUAAGUUAACACAUUUGUGUCAUCUAGCAAUAACACUGAACCCAUAAGGCUGAGAAACAUACAGGUUAGGUUCAAAACCUGAAAUGGCCAGCAAGUGCAACUAGAGCACUAUAUACAACUAGAACUAUAUUACAGUUACAGGCUAAUUUAAUUACCAUCUUGCAAGUGGUCAUUAUUCUAGAGGUUCACAUAUUUGAACUUUAUUAUUUAUAGUUUAUAAGUUCUUCACUUUUUUUUUUUUAUUAAGUGAGCCUUUUUUAAUCUUCAGUAUGGCUUGGAUGAUAUCACAACAUUCCAUGAGACAUUAACUCAUGCAGAAAUCCAUAUAAUUAACAAAGCAAGUUAACACAUUUAUUAACUGAUGUGUUUAAUUGCUAUCCAAGUAUACCCACACUGACUAAUCUUUAUUCAAUAUACAUAGUUACUUGGCUAAUAUUACUUAUGGUGUACACA